Molecule: messenger RNA, 1711 nt
Organism: Pyrus x bretschneideri (Chinese white pear)
Lineage: Eukaryota; Viridiplantae; Streptophyta; Magnoliopsida; Rosales; Rosaceae
Product: probable pectinesterase/pectinesterase inhibitor 41
Exons: 2
Coding region: 46-1650 (534 amino acids)
Biological process (GO): cell wall modification
Molecular function (GO): pectinesterase activity; pectinesterase inhibitor activity
Source: RefSeq, a predicted model, not a curated record
AUAUAUAGCACUUGACUUGUCUGUCAUAGCACCAAAUUCAAGUCAAUGGAUAAUUUGCAACUAUUUCCCAUGUCCAAAAUUUCGGUUCUCAUCCUUCUUCUUUCCAUGUGUUUUGCAUCUCCAUCUUUAGCUGCAGAUGCAAAUCCAGUCUCCAAGCAAACCAUUUGCAAAUUCACCCCAAACCCUACAUACUGCAACUCCGUCCUCCCCAACCAGACCUCAAAUGCGUACGACUUUGGCCGCUAUGCUGCGCAAAAGUCGUUAUCACAGAGUCUCAAAUUCCUUAACUUGGUGGAAAAGUAUCUCCGAAGCCACUCCGCCGCUCUCUCACAAACCGCGGUCCUCGCUCUCCAAGAUUGCCAGUUUCUUGCAGGGCUCAAUGUAGAUUUUCUUGCAAGCUCCCUGGAAACCCUAAACAACACCAAUUAUCCAACACUUUCUGACUUGAAAACCGACGACAUCCAGACCAUGCUCAGCGCCAUCUUAACAAACCAGCAAACAUGUUUGGAUGGCAUACAAGCCACAGCUUCAUCUUGGAGUGUAAAAAGUGGUCUUUCGGUUCCACUCUCUAACGACACCAAUCUGUACAGUGUUUCUCUGGCCUUGUUCAACAAGGCAUGGGUGCCUAAGAACAAGAAGAAGAAGGGGAGAAAACUGCUUGAUAAUCAGAUCAACAUUGAUGACGUGUUGGUCAAGGAAAUAGUGACUGUGAGUCAGGACGGAAGUGGGAACUUCACCACCAUAAACGAUGCCGUUGCAGCCGCUCCAAACAAGUCUGAAGCCUCUAAAGGUUACUUCUUGAUUUACAUAAAGGCAGGAGUUUAUGAAGAGUAUGUGACCAUUGACAAGAAAAAGAAGUACCUCAUGAUGGUUGGCGAUGGCAUCAAUCAGACUGUCCUCACUGGCGACCGAAAUGUUGCAGAUGGAAACUGGACAACUUUCAAAUCAGCAACAUUUGCUGUAGUUGGACAAGGGUUUGUGGCAGUGAACAUGACGUUUCGUAACACUGCCGGGCCCGUGAAGCACCAAGCAGUCGCGGUUCGAAACGGGGCUGAUCUAUCCACAUUCUAUAGGUGCAGCAUUGAAGGGUACCAAGACACCUUAUACGCACAUUCUAUGAGGCAAUUCUACAGAGAAUGUGACAUCUACGGCACCGUAGACUUCAUAUUUGGUAAUGCCGCAGUUGUCUUCCAAAACUGCAACAUUUAUCCCCGCCUGCCGAUGAGCGGCCAAUUCAAUGCCGUCACGGCUCAAGGUCGAACUGAUCCGAACCAAAACACGGGCACUUUGAUUCACAAUUGUACCAUACGAGCUGCCAAUGAUCUGGCUUUGAGCGACGGUAGUACAAAGACUUAUCUGGGAAGGCCAUGGAAAGAGUAUUCUAGGACAAUUUACAUGCAAUCCUUCAUGGAUAGUUUGAUUGAUGAAGACGGUUGGCAUGAAUGGGAUGGAGAUUUUGCCCUGAGUACUUUGUAUUAUGCGGAGUACGAUAGCAGUGGACCCGGUUCGGACACUAAAAGCCGAGUUGCAUGGGCGGGCUAUCAUGUGAUUGAUGCUGGUGAUGCUUCAAAUUUUACAGUAUCCAAUUUCUUGCUGGGAGAUGCUUGGCUGCCUCAAACUGGAGUGCCUUUUUCUGGUGGCUUAUACUAAUAUUACAAACAAUAUGGUAAAUUGGAUUUGGAAGUAAAAUUAUUAUGAUUUAAUUAGUUUA